AAUAACUACCCACGUAAACAAUCAAUAUGAGUGCAACAAAUGAAUCAAGUUCCAACGAAUCAACAGCUAAAAGGAAAAAACGUGUGUGUAUUCGAGGAAAGAAAACUUUUCAAGAAAGUUGGUUACAAAAUGAAAAGUACAAGGGGUGGUUGGCGAAAUCUAAUGAUCCUCUCAAAUCCAGAUAUAUCGCUUGUGCAAAAGAAUUUAACACAGGAACUAGUGAAUUAGAUAAGCACGCAAACGGUGAAAAGCGUGGAAUAAAGCUUGAUUUAUAAAUUCCCGUUCUGUUUACGUCCCGCUGACGUCCCCGCUCUGUACCCGUCACGUAAUGUCUUUCCAAUUUAUAAAUUUACGUUACAAGUAAAAACGUUGCGUUUUGAUUGGCUACAUUUUAUUAAUAGAAUUAUUAAAGUUUAAACUUCACAUUAACAAAAAUAAGUUGUCAAAUUUUUUUUCAUAAACGAUGGAUAGUUUAGAUGUUUGUUUAACAAGUUUGGGAGUGAUUUGCCUCACAGCUGCUACCAUUUUAUUGAAAAGAAAAAGAAACCGACGCUACAAAACAAGGCUUUUACAUAGAAACAGAAAAACUAAAGGUUUUUAUAAAACAAAAUUCCUGCCUAUGAAAACCCAAGAUCCUGAACAAUUUUUUAAAUAUACUCAUAUGUCCAUUGACUUAUUCGAGUUAUUAUUGAAGAAGACAAAACCAUUUUUAAUUUAAUUUUUAAUUUUGCAUUGGCUACCGCUAGCGCAAAAGUUGGAACUUGGCCAUGUUUUGCGUAAACGGGAACGUAGCGGGAUUUUAUAAACGCCGUCAUAUAAAAUAGCAUGAUGAACUUUUGCGCUAGCGGGAACGUCAGCGUCGCGUAAACAGAACGGGAAUUUAUAAAUCAAGCUAAAAAGUUGCUGCUUUAAAGAUUACAUCAAGUUGUGCAACCUUUAAUUUAAAUAAAAGUGAUGAGCAUGAACAAUUAAUUUGCAGUGUUGAUCCACAUAUUUGUGACAAAAAAAGUUUGUGCGUUUUAGCCAAAUAUUCAAAUAUACGAAAGCGCUGAAGGGUCACACACAAAAAAUUUUUUAGACUAAAUUGCCAGUUAGUAAGUCGGAAUUGCGAGAUACUAAGUCGGAAUUGCGAGAUACUAAGUCGGAAUUGCCAGUUAGUAAGUCAGAAUUGCGAGAUACUAAGUCGGAAUUGCGAGAUACUAAGUCGGAAUUGCCAGUUAGUAAGUCAGAAUUGCCAGAUACUAAGUCGGAAUUGCCAGUUAGUAAGUCAGAAUUGCCAGAUACUAAGUCGGAAUUGCGAGAUACUAAGUCGGAAUUGCCAGUUAGUAAGUCAGAAACUCUUAAUUUGUGCUUUAUUUUUCACUUUGAAAAAUGCAAUUGCGGUGUUGCAAUUCUACUAUGAACUGAAACGGGAUAUAGUUUCGUUUCAAAGUCCACCAACAGUGCUAGAAAAUAAUAUACUACAUUCUAACAAACUUGAAACAGUUUUCGCAAAAAUGCAAAAAGUGAAAUAAACGCCUACUAGUUACCAAUCAAAAGAUCUGACGGGGCUCAGUAAAUAAAUUAGCAAUAUUGGUGUGGUCCACUGUAAUUGUAUGUUCUACAUUGAGUAGGUACCGACACCGAACCUUCGCAGAGCUUCACCAUUUUACUUACAAUUUUGUUUUCAAACGUCGAACCGUUCCAAAGUCAAACAAACAUACUGUUCUACAUUUUUGACAAGUAUUUUGUUUUACUUUUAAAUAUGGAUGAAAAUUUUGAAAACUUCUUGAAAAGCAGGGACAUCGAGGAAGAUACCAUAGAAUAUCUUCGCACAGAAAAGAUUGAUUGCAAGGUGAUAGACGUCAUGAGUGACGAAGAUUUAGCAAAAAUAUUUCCUGUGUAUGGAGACAGAAUUGCCAUAUCAAAUUAUUGCAAAAAUGCUGUGUCAUCUUGUUCAUCAAGGAAACAAAGUCUUUUAGACAGACUGCGAAAAAAAAUUAAUCAAAAACGAAAAAAGAAAAAUGUUUUGUCAAGUAGUGAUGAAGAAAAUGAAGCGUUUCCCAAAAAAUUGAAUAUGGAUAAAAAAAUGUCUGUCGCUAUGAAAAAGCAACACAACAGAUUUAUUGAAAUAGGCUGGUUGCAUAGUGAGGACAGUGGAAACAAUUUUAAACAAGUUCGUACAAGGAGUGGUGGAGGAACGAGAAAAGUAAACGUCGCUCAAAGCUUCAAAAAAGAAGAUUUGCUGAAAAUUGCGAUAGAACUUUUCUUUCCUAACGGUAUAUCUUCAAAAGGAAAAAUCUCAGAUUUUAAAACUGAUGUCUUUGAUUUUGGUGGUAAUCAACUUAACGACCACUACAAUGUUGAAGAGAUGUAUACUGUGACUGGCUUAACAAGACUGAGAAUUUAUUUGUCGACUCAGAGGAUAAUUGGGCAAGUUAAUGAAAAUAUACACGCAAUUGAGCCUAGAACAUAUCCUAAACAGAAAUGUGAAACAUUAACAAGUGGUGCAUAUGAAUAUGAAUCGUAUUGUGCAAAUAUUGCAAUAGGGAACCCUUACGAGGAGCGAUUAACAAAUGAACGUGUCAUAGAUGAAAACGAAUGUUACAACGUCGAAGAAUUUCUAGUUUUGCCAACUCCAAGUGAGAAUACUGCAUCAGAUUUUUUGUUGGCACUAGAGCUUCAGCAGGUCGAAGAUGCCAAUAACUCAAUUCUUCCCAUUGAAAAGAACAGUGUCUCAGAUGGAAGUAUUGCUAAAUUAACUUUGCAUCGUGGCCAUAUCUUUGAGGAGUUAAUUGAUAUUUAUACAUCAUUAGACAUCAGUACUCAAAUUGACAUACAAAUUGUGUUGCCGAAUGGCAACGAAGAAGCGGCUGUAGAUUUUGGUGGAGUAUUUAGGGACGCAUUGAGUGAGUUUUGGACCACAAUGUACGAAAAAUGUACACAAGGUACAACAGUGCGUAUUCCUGUUUUGAGACAUGACUUCGGAGAUAAAAAAUGGACAGCUAUUGCAAAAAUAUUUUUGAAAAGUUGGUUAACCGAAAAGUAUUUUCCGAUCAAACUUUCCACUGUAUUUAUCGAAAAUUCACUAUUUAAAAAGACCAUAACUCCUAUCGAAGACGAAUUUAUGAAAUAUGUCAGUGAGGAAGAAAAAGAAGUUUUUACUCAAGCACUGCAUAAUUUUGGUACAGUGGAUUUUGAACCACUUUUAGAUCAAUACGGAAGCAGAUGGAAACCAUCAGAAGAAAAUUUUUCUCAACUCUUAAAGGAAAUUGCCCACAAGGAGCUUUUGUUGUAAAUUGUUUUCAUUCCGUUAUUAGCAAUAAAAUAACCCAAGAACAACUUGCUGAGAUCUAUAAUAAGUCAAAACCCACUUCGAAAAACAUUCUACCUAUUUUGAAAUUUGAGGAUGUGACUUCCAUCGAAAAAGAGAAGGUGAUGGGCUAUUUGAAAAAGUAUUUUCGAGAUUCAGACGAAAACUACCGAACGUCUUUUCUACGUUUUUGUACCGGUGCGGAUAUGAUUGUGGGUCAUGAAAUCAAGGUUACCUUUUCUAAUGUAUCAGGAUUAAAGAGACUGCCAGUUGGACAUACAUGUUCUUAUACAUUAGAACUACCCUUCGACUAUCAAGACUACACAGAAUUUAGAUCCGAAUUUAAUUCCGUGUUAAGUACAAAUAUUUGGAUAAUGGACUUGAUCUAAUUAAGUACCACCUGUUAAGGAUAUGUUCCUAAAAUUAAUGUUACGUUUUUAUA
Messenger RNA from Tribolium castaneum (red flour beetle), 3734 nucleotides. RefSeq lists its product as uncharacterized. The transcript is spliced from 4 exons. Lineage: Eukaryota; Metazoa; Arthropoda; Insecta; Coleoptera; Tenebrionidae. Bases 1745 to 3277 code for a protein of 510 amino acids. The record is from RefSeq and is a predicted model, not a curated record.